AUGGAGUUCAAUAGGGAUGAGGAUCGGAUAAUGAACGAUUUGUCGAAAUCAGCGGUUCGGUGGGCCCUUAGGUAUAAAUCAGAAAACCGGGAACGAGAUUUGAAUUGAAGGAGCUCGGAGAUGUAUGAGGGACGGUGGGAUUGGAUGACUUGA
Molecule: messenger RNA, 153 nt
Organism: Nezara viridula (southern green stink bug)
Lineage: Eukaryota; Metazoa; Arthropoda; Insecta; Hemiptera; Pentatomidae
Source: the annotation of a GenBank genome assembly